GUUUGUGUGACCCGGAAGUGUUUCUUCCGCUGGUGACGGAGAAAGGAAACCAGAGAGCACAGGAGGUUGAAGGUGGCCGUUGGGCACUGUUUAUAGUAUGCAGCGAUUACUCUUUACGCCCUUGACGGCCUUGCUGGGGAGCCCGUGUCUCCGGUUCCUGGUUCCUAGAGUGGCGCCUAGAACACAGUGUGGUUGCAGUUGUGGAAUCAGGCGCCCCUUGAGGCCAGGGCAAUACAGCACUAUCUCCGAUGUAGCUUUGCAACCUGGAAGGGGUACAGUGUCUCUCCCUUCAAAGGCUGCUGAGCGGGUGGUGGGCCGAUGGCUCCUGGUCUGCAGCGGGACAGUGGCUGGAGCAGUUAUUCUUGGUGGAGUAACAAGGUUGACAGAGUCUGGCCUCUCAAUGGUAGAUUGGCAUUUAAUAAAGGAGAUGAAGCCACCCACAAGCAAAGAGGAAUGGGAAGCAGAAUUCCAAAAAUAUCAGCAAUUUCCAGAAUUUAAAAUCUUGAAUCAUGAUAUGACGCUGGCGGAAUUCAAGUUCAUCUGGUACAUGGAGUACUCACACCGAAUGUGGGGUCGCCUUGUAGGCCUCGCAUACAUCCUGCCUGCUGCUUACUUUUGGAAAAAGGGCUGGCUCACCUGUGGCCUGAAAGGACGUGUUCUUGCCCUCUGUGGUUUAGUUUGCUUCCAGGGCCUGUUGGGAUGGUAUAUGGUAAAAAGUGGAUUAGAAGAAAAACCAGAUUCCCAUGACAUCCCUCGAGUCAGUCAGUACCGCCUUGCUGCCCAUCUGGGAUCAGCCCUUGUGCUCUACUGUGCCAGCUUAUGGACCUCGCUCUCCUUGCUGCUUCCUCAGCACAAGUUGACUGAGACGCAUCAGCUCCUGCGGUUGAGACGGUUUGCUCAUGGAACUGCAGGCCUGGUGUUCCUUACAGCUCUCUCAGGGGCUUUUGUGGCAGGGCUGGAUGCUGGACUUGUUUACAACUCCUUCCCCAAGAUGGGAGAAUCUUGGAUCCCAGAGGAUCUCUUUACCUUCUCCCCUCUCCUGAGGAAUGUUUUCGAGAAUCCCACCAUGGUGCAGUUUGAUCACCGGGUUCUGGGCAUCGCUUCAGUUACUGCCGUUACAGUACUCUACUUCCUCUCCCGAAGAAUUCCCCUUCCUCGAAGGACCAAGAUAGCAGCCACCACUCUGCUAGCUUUGGCAUAUACACAGGUGGGCUUGGGCAUUAGUACUCUGCUGAUGUAUGUCCCAACUCCUUUGGCUGCCACUCACCAGUCGGGCUCCCUGGCUCUGCUCAGUGUUGCCCUUUGGCUCAUGAAUGAACUCCGAAGAGUCCCAAAAUAAUUCUCAGAGGAUCAGCUUCCUAGGACUGAAACGGUGCUUUUGAGAGAUCAUCAGCACAAGACUUGGAGCUUUUCUGAGAGGAGGACCUUGGCAUACCAGGUGGUUUCCAAGUUGGUCAAGUUAUUUAAAUUCUUUGCCUGUUUUGGGGACAAUCUACUGGAUCAAGCAAGUCAUUAAGUGUGGUUAUGUUUAAGGUUCCUUUUUAAAUCUGUUGAAAAUCAGAUUUAACGUAGAGAAAGAAUUGUCUGUCAUUUGCUUCUUAACAGGUUCUGUGUCAGUUUUCUCAAAUGUUGACAAGCUGUUGGUUCUACAUGCAUAAUCUCUGUUUCCUUGACCUGAGUUCUGGAUUCUGCCUGAGUAGAAAUUCUUAUGAUCUCAACUGUACUUCCAUCAGGUAGAGAUUCAAAUGGAUGGAUUGGCAUACCCUAAAGUCAGAUAGGCUUCAGCAAGAAAUAGCUGUUUUCUUCUAGUGUCUUGAUUUUCAAAACGGGGGAAAGCACUAACUCGUUUCUCUUGUGAUAGGGCUGUUAAUCAUCACUACAUGAGAUGAAUGGAGAAUAGUAUAAAUCAGUUCCUGAAAGGGUUUCCUAAGAGCCUUAUGGAUAAGAAAAAUACAGUCUUGAUGGUGUAGUACAUGGACAUCUCUUUGUUUAUUUAAACAAAUGACUGACUAAUGAAUUGGUGUGAUUUUGGCCUCUGUUGAUAGUUCACAGGGCUCUGUCUUAUUCAACAUUUUUAAAUCAGCAAUUUGGAUGAAGGCAUCACAAAGACCAUAUUUGAGGAUGGAGCAACCCAACAUUGCUGAUACAAUAGAUGACAAUCACAAAACAGCUCCAGAGUGACAUCUUCAAGAUGAAAUUAAACCAGUCAUAAAUGUAACAUCUUCAUUUAAAUAGGUUAUGUAAGUUUAGGAUAGAGAAAACGAGCUUAUCAUCUUCAUCUAAGAAAAGACUGAGGGACUUCAGUUGGACACAGGCUGAGUAUGAACCACCGUGAGAUGACGCUGGUAGAAACGAGUGCUGUUGAGAUUCUGUGACUAGAAGUGUCACAGCCAUAGUCAGAACACCACACCGCAAGUGCUGCAUUGUAUUCUGGGUACUGCAUGUUUUAAGGAGGACGCUCACCAGCAUGCAUGUAUCAAGAGGCAGGAACCAGGACAGCAGGGAGUCCAGAACCCGUUUCACACCAGGAAUACUUGAAAGAACUAGGAGUAUUCAGCUGGAGAACAUUUAGAGAGACAGCAAGAAUCUUGCCCUUGACAAGUUGAAGCCCCUUCUUGCAGAAGGAAUGAGCUUCCUUUGUGCUGCAGAGCUGCGAGCAGUGGGUAAAAGUUGUAGAAAGUUAGUUUUUAGUUUUGUAGAAGGUAGGAGCCACCUGGACCAAAUCAGAUGCCUGCUAAGGCAGGCUGGUGCAAACAGGUGAACCAGAGAGCAGGUGCCCGUCAAGGGGCUAAACCUCUGCUGAGUGCUAACCUGUUGCUGCUCUGCGGGUCCAGUUGUGAGAUCGGACUUUUCAGACAAACCAAACAUCCAGAUUUUUAUGUGAAUGGUCUCAAGUUUUUUAGAACAUUAUGCAGGCUAAACAGAUCUGGGAGCCAAAAAUGACGUUAAGAUGUGCCCCUGUACAGCUGCUAGACUGAUGAUCACAGUUCCCUUUCAACUCCAGUAUCCUCUGGGUUUCAGUGUGACCAACAGUGUAUCAUCCUCAAGUGGUUCUUAGCAAAAUAGAAGUAGCAGUUUGUCUUUGAUUUUUUUGUUAAUAAAAAUCCUGGCCAGGAAACAGCUUUUGCUGUUCCCAGAAGUGGUUCCCAGCUUCUCUCACAUUAGAAUCUUUCAGAAUCCUGACCCUAGCCUUAGCAAUGAUCAGUUAAUUCACAAUCUCUGAAAGCCAUAAUUAGCAAAUUCCUUGGGUGAUUCUGAUGUGCUGACAAGUUUGGGAACCACUAGUAGCCCUAGUAGCCUACUUACGUUAGAAAGUUCUGACCAGCUUAUUCCCAUUCCCUCCAAAUUUCCACCUCACCCGAUCUCAUUUAAUCCACUGUGUUGAUACUGGUUAGUGCGUCAGCGGGGUAUCACCUCUUCCAGAUAGAAUUCUCUAAAGACAGCCAGCUGCAGUCACUAGGCAGGUUCCCAAACUAUCAUCUCCUGAUCCCCAAAUUAAGGUUGUUCUUAGUUAAUAAUUGAGUCUGGAGAGGGCAAUCUGAUCCAACUCAAAGAACCAUAUGCUAAUGAUGCUACUGUUCCCUCCCCCCCCCC
Messenger RNA from Bubalus bubalis (water buffalo), 3594 nucleotides. RefSeq names its product cytochrome c oxidase assembly protein COX15 homolog (gene COX15). Gene Ontology annotation, cellular component: mitochondrial inner membrane. The record is from RefSeq and is a predicted model, not a curated record. Gene Ontology annotation, molecular function: oxidoreductase activity, acting on NAD(P)H, heme protein as acceptor. Bases 98 to 1339 code for a protein of 413 amino acids. Lineage: Eukaryota; Metazoa; Chordata; Mammalia; Artiodactyla; Bovidae. The transcript has 9 exons. Gene Ontology annotation, biological process: heme A biosynthetic process.